GAACCCCGUUUCAUUUUACUUUGCCAAAGGAGGGUGACGUCAUUCAGCCCUUGACCAGCAUAACGCCACCUCUUAUUGGCCAGCUUAAAAUGGGACCCAGAAGACACAGCACACCAAUUGAGCCUACAGCCAGUGACAGGAAAGAUGGAUCCUCUCCUGCUGCCGGGGCUGCUGCCAGCUCCCAGAAAGCAUCAUCUGUGUUUAGUCGUGUCUGUGAAGUUCGUCGAGAGGAUGAGGCCAGAGGUCAUGGUCUUUCCACUUCUCCAUUUAGGGGGAAUCUGUUCAGUUUUCCUGGCACACAAGAAGAUGCUGAAUUACAUAAAGAUCCCAGUGGUGGACAGGUCCUAAUUCCUCAGAGGAUGCAGCAGGACUGCCAUCAACAACCUUCUGGUGCAGAGGAUGAGUCAUCUCUGGAGGCUGGUAUUGUAAGCACUCAGACAGAGGAAGGGAGAAGAACACAGAAGAAACCAAGUAAGGCUGUUAAAAUUGAUGAAAGCCGAGAGAGGUGGGCGAACACCAAGAAUAAAGGCAUUCAAACUACAGCAGACUGUCUUUUUACCCCAACAACCGUUACAACAGCAACACAAACGUCAGAAGAAAUCUAUAGGCAGGUGGAAGUGGGAACCAGUAUGUCUGGGGAAAGACCUGGGCGACAAGAUGCGAAUGUCCAAACUGAGGAGAGUGGGGAAAAGCUUGUGAAUGCCUCUGGAGAGCACGCGGACUCUCUGCACAGUCAGGGAGAGGAAGAGUUUAACCUUCUUCACCCACCCAAAGGCCGAGUUCAGCAUCGCCACGUGCGAACCAUUCGAGAAGUGCGCACUGUUGUUACACGUGUUACAACAGAUGUUUACUAUAUAAAUGGUGCAGAGGUGGAACGAAAGGUAGUUGAGGAAACUGAGGAGCCUGUAGUGGAGUGCCAGGAGUGUGAGACUGACACAUCCUCCUCCAGAACUGCAGUGGGCUCAUCACUGACCUCGGGAGACCUUGGUGAUGUCAGCUCCUUCUCAUCUAAGGCCUCAAGCCUUCACCGUACAUCCAGUGGAGCAAUCAGUGGUCACUCUGCCACACACAGCAGCAGCAGCAGCUCAGGGCAAGGAACUGGAGCUCUCAAAGGGAAAGUAUGUGGGACAGAAACUGGAGACUUUGCUUUACCCAUUGGCAGAAGCGUCUUAGGAAAAUUAAGCCCUAGGAAAGGAGCUGGUCAGCCAGCAUCUCCACUCAGAGUUAGCCAGACAGGAGCACUGCCUUGUGAGGAAGAGGAGGACUCUAUGCCUGGCACACGUCAGGGUGGCAAAGCACCUGUGACACCUCGUGGGCGAGGAAGAAGAGGCCGCCCACCAUCUCGAACAACAGGAACAAGAGAUUUAUCUGGACUGCCAGGUGUGGAGGAUCUCUCAACUACAGCAUCACCUGAGGAGAAAUCAUUUACUCAUUCAGUUCGCCUGCCAGAUGGAGGGGAGAAAUCUGACACUUCUGGCUUCUGUGCCUUACGUCGAAGUGAUUCUCCAGAAAUCCCAUUACAAGUGGUGACUGGUACUUCAGACUGUGCAGACUCAUCCUCUGGGAGCAGCUUUGUGGGCCUCAGAGUUGUAGCAAAGUGGUCCUCAAAUGGAUACUUCUAUUCUGGGAUGAUUACCCAAGAUGUUGGGGCAGGAAAGUACAAACUGCUCUUUGAUGAUGGAUAUGAAUGUGAUGUGCUAGGAAAAGAUAUUUUACUCUGUGAUCCUAUCCCACUGGAGACUGAGGUGACCGCACUCUCAGAGGAUGAGUACUUUAGUGCAGGUGUGGUGAAGGGACACCGGAAGGAGUCUGGAGAGCUAUACUAUUGCAUUGAAAAGGAAGGCCAAAGGAAGUGGUACAAACGAAUGGCUGUUAUCCUGUCUCUGGAACAAGGAAAUAAGCUCCGGGAGCAGUUUGGGCUAGGUCCUUAUGAACCUGUCACCCCCCUGACCAAAGCAGCUGACAUCAGUCUCGAUAAUCUUGUGGAGGGGAAGCGGAAGCGACGUAGUAACCUUGGUUCUCCCAGCACUUCCAGCAGCAGCACAACUCCUACUCGUAAAGGGCAGGAGAGUCCGCGCAUACCACCAGUCACACUGUCUGGGAAAAGAAAACUUGUUGCCUCUGAAGAUGAGAGAUCCCCAGCUAAACGUGGCCGCAAGUCAGCAAUGAUAAAGCCUGGGGCUGUGAGAGCUGGAGAGCUUGUAAGCACCUGUGAAGGUGUAGAUGCUGUAGAUCCCCCAGUACUGGAGGACCAUCAUGGACCCUUGCCCCACAGUAAGACCCUCUUUUUGGGCUAUGCCUUUCUCCUCACUAUGGCGUCACCCAGUGACAAAUUGGUCAAUCACCAGAAGCCAUCGGAUGGUCCCACAGGAAGUAGCGAGGAGGAAGAAGAAUUUUUAGAGAUGACUCCAUACGACAAACAUUACAUAGCACAGCAGCUGCGAGCAGGAGCUGGCUAUAUUCUGGAAGACUUCAAUGAAACCCAGUGUAAUGCAGCAUAUCAGUGUCUUUUAAUUGCGGACCAGCAUUGUCGAACUCGGAAAUACUUGCUGUGCCUUGCCAGAGGGAUCCCUUGUGUGUCUCAUAUCUGGGUUCAUGAUAGCUGUCAUGCUAACCAGCUUCAAAAUUAUCGGAAUUACCUUUUGCCAGCUGGUUAUAGCCUCCAGGAGCAAAAAUUGCUAGAAUGGCACCCACGAGAAAACCCAUUCCAUAACUUGAAGGUUCUCCUGGUGUCAGACCAGCAGCAGAACUUCCUGGAUUUGUGGUCUGAAGUCCUUAUGACUGGGGGAGCAGCAUCUGUUAAACAGCAUUACUCAAAUGCUCACAACAAAGAUAUUGCUUUGGGUGUUUAUGAUGUGGUGGUGACUGAUUUUUCCUGCCCAGCUGGUGUCUUGAAGUGUGCAGAAGCUUUACGGCUGCCUGUUGUCUCGCAAGAGUGGGUGAUCCAGAGCCUUAUUGCUGGGGAGAGAGUAGGCUACAAGCAGCAUCCAAAAUAUAAACAUGACUAUGUCCCCCACUAAACUAAAAUUUUGCCCUGCUGUCCCACUGUUGUGCAGACUGUGUUUUAAUCAGGUUUUAAAUGUUUGUGUAAUUGGACAGUGUGCAUGGAUUACUGUAUAUAGUUUUAUCUGCUGGACUUUUACGAUGAAAUAAAUGUUCAAUCUCUUGUGGUA
Molecule: messenger RNA, 3173 nt
Organism: Balearica regulorum gibbericeps (East African grey crowned-crane)
Lineage: Eukaryota; Metazoa; Chordata; Aves; Gruiformes; Gruidae
Source: RefSeq, a predicted model, not a curated record